Tricharina praecox is the source of this 1995-nucleotide messenger RNA. RefSeq names its product DHHC palmitoyltransferase-domain-containing protein. The record is from RefSeq and is a predicted model, not a curated record. Bases 170 to 1528 code for a protein of 452 amino acids. Gene Ontology annotation, cellular component: endoplasmic reticulum; Golgi apparatus. Gene Ontology annotation, molecular function: protein-cysteine S-palmitoyltransferase activity. The transcript is spliced from 4 exons. Gene Ontology annotation, biological process: protein targeting to membrane; peptidyl-L-cysteine S-palmitoylation. Lineage: Eukaryota; Fungi; Ascomycota; Pezizomycetes; Pezizales; Pyronemataceae.
UAGCACUUAACCAUCACCGUUCGCUUAGAUGGCUGGAUGGAUUAUUCGGGACUCGCUCGCUCUCACGCAUCUCCUUGCUUGCGAGCUGCCACCUCCCCGAGCUGCGUUCCGCUCUUGAUUUUCUAACUUUCUUAACAACUACACAGUUCGCUAUCCACCAUCAGCCAUCAUGGGCGCGCAUCGUCGAACUGCCAACGUCUGGGUUGCUCGAUCCAUGCCUGUUCUGAUGGCCGGGACCGUGGGUUUUGCGACCUGGGUGUUCCUCUCGUUGGUCUGCGUAAAUCACCUGCUCGUUCGACAAGAACGAACGGCCACAGCGGCAAUACUCAUCACCAUCUAUGCCGUCUUGCUUCUCCUUCUCGCGACAUCGUACCUUCGAACCGUCGUCACCCUGAUCGUCAACCCUGGUUACGUACCAAAAGGCCCGCCAAGAGACGUUGAGCCGCCGAGUCGCCAGCUGCAACUCGACGGUGCGGAAGAUGGAUGUUCGGAGACGGGCUCAAGAGACACCGCUGCACCUGCGUCUGUCAAUUCCACCGAAGGGCUCUCGUCGCCCCCUCUUCCACGCCCACUGGCUGUGGCUGCGGCGCCGGACAGGUUGUCGGCGGAUCCGUCCGAUCCAGUACCACAAACGCCGAACUCGACCACGCUUCUGAACCCACCAUCGCCACAUCUGUCGCCCUUACCCAACGCCAGUAACGGCGUGCAAGGCAGACCUUACACGCACAAUUCUCGACCGCAUCCAGACGCCGCUCCUUCGAAUCUGAGAGACUUCCUCGACAAGGAGAUAUUUGUGUGUGAGGGCGACGGCCUUCCUCGAUACUGUAGCAAGUGCAACUGUUGGAAACCGGACCGAUCCCAUCAUUGCUCCGAGAUCGAGCGCUGCGUCUGGCGGAUGGAUCACUUCUGCCCUUGGGUUGGAGGAUGCGUAGCAGAAACGAGCUUCCGGUACUUCUUUCAGGUUGUCGUGUACGGCAUGCUAUACUGUCUCUGUCUGAUCGUGUCCAUGGGAGUCAUCAUGCGCGAAAGGAGUAACAAUGGCGACAGCAUGGAUACCAAGUGGCUGGCAACUCUUGUUUUGGCGUGUAUCUUUGGAGUAUUCUCGGCUGGCAUGGCACUCUCCACCGCGCAGUUGAUCGUCCGCAACCUUGGUACUGUCGACUCCCUUUCGGCAGAAGCGAAAGUGUACCAGCUUGCGAUCCACGACCCGAAUCCUCCAGUGAAUAACCCAGAUGCAUACAGGCCUAUUGGCCCCCGCGUGUGGCUGCCGGUGAAUACAGCCCCCGGAGAGUCGCAAAGGUGCUUUGCAAUCGUCCGGACGCAGCCCGGGGAAAAUCCAUGGAUGUGCGACUCCACGUACGAGAACUUCUGCUCGGCCCUCGGCGGCGGGUUCUUGCAGUGGUUUGCGUUAUCGGGCGUCCCGAAGCCCGGGAGUACUGGUGGGGAGCGUGGGUUUUACCAGUGGAAUAACACCAUCAUUGCAAGGCUCAAGAAAGAGGUGGGAAUACGAAACAACGAAAAGGCGUGAAGGCAAUUACGAUUUAUGAUGGAAGAUCUCCCCGCCGGAUUCCUUGGGCCUCACCGUCCGUCUGGCUUAUGGGGCAUCAACACGGGGCAUUAAUGGCGUGGUUUAUGCUUUUUGCUUUCACUUUUGCUUCAUUUUUUUGGCGCAUAAACGGGGUUUUUUUUUGUUUCUGCUUCUGCGUUCUUGUAAACCGGGGUUUCGGUUGAUUAAUUCUCUUGGAGUUUUUUCAUUGGAUCGCAGAUAUUCUUUUGGAUACCUACUUCAGUACCAAGAUUCAUCAUUCAUCAUUACUGUUUUCAUCAUAGCUGUUGGACCGACUCGUUAUUGAGUGGUAACAUAGGAUUGUCUUGUUCAUAUGUAUUGGGUAUUUUAUUUUGAGCAUGGAAUGGAAAAGACUUUGGGAAUCUCUAUCUCUCUCACACACACAUCCUACCUACUCCUACACUUGAGUAAGACCUAGUUUCUCGCAG